GGCAGCAGCCACAGGGCACCUCCUGUGGGCAAGGGCUGCGGCUCAGCCUUCAGGAGCUGCUCUGGGCGGCGGCAAGGGCGGCAGCAGAGGGAGCCCAGGCGCUCCUGGCAGAGCAGGCUGGGGAUCGCAGUGGCGGGGCUGCACCCCCAAGCUGCGCGGUGGCCCGCGCGGUGGAAGGUCCCGGCGCGCACUCAGCCGCGCAGCUCCUCACCCUCCAGGGUUGACGAAGCUUGGCGCUCGUCGGCGCCCGGGAGACAGCCCAUUUUGCUUUCCUAGAGCUAGGAUUGAGAAAUCAGCUGCCGAAGGAAUUUGGCAAUGAAGAGAGUGAAAGGCAGUUUCCUGCCAGCAGCUAAGUUGUGAAAUUGCUUUGGAGGCAGCUGCCUCCGGAGCACGAUAGAAUUGACAAGAACGGACGCCGGACACCGUUGCAGACCGCGGGCACGCCUGAUUGCACUUGAGUCGGAUCGCUGGGACGCAGCCCCGCUCGGCUUCUAACUAUCUGUGGCUGAAUAAAGGCAAGGAGAACAGAAACACGAUUGCAAGUCGUAUUCCUGAAAGGAAAACACAUACACUCCAAAGGAGGGGAGAAACAGCCCAGCUGGUGUGUAAAUUUUUUUAAAAGGAGAAUUCCUCAGACACUACAUGAAGUUAUGUGGCAAUGAGAGAGACCCAUGAAAUCCCUCCUUCAGGAGAGAAUGUCUUUCAUAAAUGGAGCUUUGCUUCUGGUUUUCACAGGGCAUUGACACUGUGGCAGAGCCAUGGCUGCCCUUCCUGCUAUUUUCAGUGAUUCGCAGAACAUCUGAAUGGUGAUGCUUGCCGGGGAUUUACAGAUUUUCCUCCUGAUACCUUGUUUACUUCUUUGGGGCAGAAAAGCUUGCACUGAUUUCUCUCCAUGGUGGCUAAUCUUUUUAAGAGCCUGAUUUUACCUUACAUACAUAAGCUUUGCAAAGGAAUGUUUACAAAGAAAUUGGGAAAUACAACCAAAAAAAAAGAGAAUCAUCCGCAGAAAAAGGAUCAAGAUCUUCCUACUGCUGGCCAGAACAAAACCCCCAAAUUUUCUAGUACCUUGAAAAGUACUGUAAAGAAGAUUGCAAAGCAUUCAUCCACUCGUAAUUUACCCAUUGAAGAAGAGGCUAAUAAAGAAUUCUCCCUCUCACCAACACUCAGUUACCGAGCAGCUAUUGCCAAUGGCCUACAAAAGAAUGCUAAUGUAACUGAUGGUGAUAAUGAGGAUCUGUCUCAAGAGUUAUCUUCAAUUGAGAGUUCCUAUUCAGAAUCACUCAAUGAACUAAGGAGUAGUACAGAAAACCAGGCACAGUCAACACACACGAUGCCUGUUAGACGCAAUAGAAAGAGUUCAAGCAGCCUGGCACCGUCUGAGGGCAGCUCUGAUGGGGAACGCACUCUGUAUAGCUUAAAACUAGGAGCUUUGCGCAAACUGAGAAAAUGGAAAAAGAGUCAAGAGUGUGUCUCUUCAGAUUCAGAGUUGAGCACGGUGAAGAAAACCUGGGGAAUAAGAAGUAAAUCGUUGGAUAGAACUGCCCGAAACCCAAAGACAACUGCCUUGGAGCCAGGAUUCAGUUCCUCUGGCUGCCUUAGCCAAACGCAUGAUGUCAUGGAAAUGAUCUUUAAAGAACUUCAGGGUAUAAGUCAGAUUGAAACAGAACUUUGUGAACUACGCGGGCAUGUUAAUGCCCUCAAGCAUUCCAUCGAUGAGAUCUCCAGCAGUGUGGAGGUUGUACAAAGCGAAAUUGAACAGCUGCGGACAGGGUUUGUCCAGUCUCGAAGGGAAACCAGAGACAUCCAUGAUUAUAUUAAACACCUAGGUCAUAUGGGUAGCAAGGCAAGUCUGAGAUUUUUAAAUGUGCCUGAAGAAAGAUUUGAAUAUAUUGAAUGUGUGGUGUAUCAAAUUCUAAUAGAUAAAAUGGGUUUUUCAGAUGCACCAAAUGCUAUUAAAAUUGAAUUUGCUCAGAGAAUAGGACACCAAAGGGACUGCCCAAAUGCAAAACCUCGACCCAUACUUGUGUACUUUGAAACCCCUCAGCAAAGGGAUUCCAUCUUAAAAAAAUCAUAUAAACUCAAAGGAACAGGCAUUGGAAUCUCAACAGAUGUUCUUACCCAUGACAUCAGAGAAAGAAAAGAGAGAGGGAUACCAUCCUCCCAGACAUAUGAGAGCAUGGAUAUAAAGCUGUCUAUUCCAGAAACUAAAAUCAAGAGAAACAACUGGCAGUCACCUGAUGACAGUGACAGAGAGCUGGAAUCUGACCUUAAUAGAAACAGUUAUGCUGUGCUUUCCAAGUCAGAGUUUCUAAUAAAGGGAAGUACUUCCAAGUCAACUUCAAAAUCAUACAAUGCUAGAGCUAAGAAUAAAACUGCUAGUAGUAGCAGAAUUUCAACUAAAUCAGAUUACGAUACAGUUCCCUCACAAUUGCCAGAAUUAGCUAACUUGGAAAAACAAACUGUGACCCAUUAUGCAGAUCCAACACCCCUCUGGCAUUCACAGAGUGAUUUUUUUACUCCUAAACUUAGUCGUUCUGAAUCAGAUUUUUCCAAAUUGUGUCAAUCUUACUCAGAAGAUUUUUCAGAAAAUCAAUUUUUCACUAGAACUAAUGGAAGCUCCCUCCUGUCAUCUUCAGACAGGGAACUUUGGCAGAGAAAGCAGGAGGGCACACCCACCUUGUAUGACAGUCCUCAGGAUAAACAAUUGAAUGGAGCUGUUCAGGGUGUCCAAGGACAGAGUAAAAUUGAGAACACAGAAACUGUGGAUAGUGGAAUGAGUAAUGAUAUUGUGUGUGCAUCUGGAGACCAAAGUCAUUACAGUGAUUCUCAGCUCUCUUUACAGGAGUAUCUUUCUCCAUGGAAGGAAUGGAAUCAAACAGAGCAAACAGCUGAUUUAGGUUUGGAUUCAUCCAUCCAGGAAGCAUUUGACUAUGACAUAAACAGUCUAUGUGAUCAAAAACCAGAUGUUUAUAACAAAGAUCUAGAAGACUUGGGAAAGUGCCACAGUGAACUUCAGGAUGAUUCUGAGAGCUAUGAUUUAACCCAAGAUGACAACUCAUCUCCAUGCCCUGGAUUGGAUAAUGAACCACGAGGCCAGUGGGUCAGCCAACACGAUUCUUAUCAGGAAGCUAAUUCUUAUAAUAUGUACCAAAAUCAAAAUCAGUUGUCCAUGAUGUAUCGAAGUCAAAGUGAAUCGCAAAGUGAUGAUUCAGAGGAUGCCCCGCCCAAAUCUUGGCAUAGUCGAUUAAGCAUUGACCUUUCUGAUAAGGCUUUCAGCUUCCCAAAAUUUGGAUCUACACUACAGAGGGCUAAAUCAGCCUUGGAAGUGGUAUGGAACAAAAGCACACAGAGUCUCAGUGGAUAUGAAGAUAGUGGUUCUUCUUUAAUGGGGAGAUUUCGGACAUUAUCCCAAUCAACUGCAAAUGAAUCAAGUACCACUCUCGACUCUGAUGUCUACACGGAGCCUUACUACUACAAAGCAGAGGAUGAAGAAGACUAUAGUGAACCAGUGGUUGAUAAUGAAACAGAUUAUGUUGAAGUAAUGGAACAAGUCCUUGCUAAGCUAGAAAACAGGACUAGUGUUACCGAAACAGAUGAACAAAUGCAGGAAUAUGAUCACCCUUCAUAUGAAACACCUUAUGAAACCCCACAAGAUGAGGGUUAUGAUGGACAGGCAGAUGAUGUGGUUAGUGAAGGGGGAUUGGAACCAUUAAAUGAAACACCAGCUGAAUUGGAAAUAAGAGAAGAUGAAAACCAAAACAUCCCCGAACAGCCAGUGGAAAUCACAAAGCCGAAAAGAAUCCGUCCCUCUUUCAAAGAAGCAGCUUUAAAAGCCUAUAAGAAGCAAAUGGCAGAAUUGGAAGAGAAGAUCUUGGCUGGAGAUAGCAGUUCUGUGGAUGAAAAGGCUCGAAUAGUGAGUGGCAAUGAUUUGGAUGCUUCCAAAUUCUCUGCACUCCAGGCGUUUGGUGGAGCCGGACGAGGACUUUAUGGCAUUGACAGUAUGCCAGAUCUCCGCAGGAAAAAGACUUUGCCCAUUGUACGAGAUGUGGCCAUGACUCUGGCUGCCCGGAAAUCUGGACUCUCCCUAGCCAUGGUGAUUAGAACAUCCCUCAACAAUGAGGAGCUGAAAAUGCAUGUCUUCAGGAAGACCUUGCAGGCACUGAUCUAUCCCAUGUCCUCCACCACUCCUCACAACUUUGAAGUCUGGACAGCCACAACACCUACCUACUGUUACGAGUGUGAAGGGCUCCUGUGGGGCAUUGCCCGGCAAGGCAUGAAAUGUUUGGAGUGUGGAGUGAAGUGCCAUGAAAAGUGUCAGGACCUCCUAAACGCUGACUGUUUGCAAAGAGCAGCAGAAAAGAGUUCUAAGCACGGCGCUGAAGACAAGACUCAGACCAUUAUCACAGCUAUGAAAGAAAGAAUGAAGAUUAGGGAGAAAAACAGGCCUGAGGUGUUUGAAGUAAUUCAAGAAAUGUUUCAUAUUUCGAAAGAAGAUUUUGUGCAAUACACCAAGGCAGCCAAACAAAGUGUACUGGAUGGGACAUCUAAGUGGUCGGCAAAAAUAACCAUUACAGUGGUUUCUGCACAAGGCUUACAGGCAAAAGACAAAACAGGGUCAAGUGACCCAUAUGUCACAGUUCAAGUUGGAAAGAACAAAAGAAGAACUAAAACCAUUUUUGGAAACCUGAAUCCAGUGUGGGAUGAGAAGUUUUAUUUUGAGUGCCAUAACUCCACAGAUCGAAUCAAAGUCAGAGUGUGGGAUGAAGAUGAUGACAUUAAAUCCAGAGUCAAGCAACAUUUCAAAAAGGAGUCAGAUGACUUUCUGGGGCAAACAAUUGUAGAAGUGAGGACCCUGAGUGGGGAAAUGGAUGUCUGGUACAACUUAGAGAAACGGACAGAUAAGUCAGCUGUAUCGGGGGCCAUUCGAUUGAAAAUCAAUGUGGAAAUAAAAGGGGAGGAGAAGGUUGCUCCCUAUCAUAUACAAUAUACAUGUUUACAUGAGAAUCUAUUCCAUUACUUGACUGAAGUGAAAUUUAAUGGUGGAGUGAAAAUCCCAGAGGUCAAAGGAGAUGAAGCCUGGAAGGUUUUCUUUGAUGAUGCUUCCCAAGAAAUAGUUGAUGAAUUUGCCAUGCGUUAUGGGAUUGAAUCCAUUUACCAAGCUAUGACGCACUUUUCAUGUCUGUCAUCCAAAUACAUGUGCCCUGGGGUCCCUGCUGUCAUGAGCACCUUGCUGGCGAAUAUAAAUGCUUUCUAUGCUCAUACAACUAUUUCAACCAAUGUACAGGUUUCUGCCUCAGAUCGAUUUGCUGCUACCAACUUUGGUAGGGAAAAAUUCAUAAAACUCCUGGAUCAGUUGCAUAACUCUUUGAGGAUUGACCUGUCAAAGUAUAGGGAAAACUUUCCUGCCAGCAACGCUGAAAGACUGCAAGACCUGAAAUCAACUGUUGACCUGCUAACAAGCAUUACCUUUUUUAGGAUGAAGGUUCUGGAGCUGCAAAAUCCCCCAAAGGCCAGCCUAGUGGUGAAGGACUGUGUCAGGGCUUGCCUGGAUUCUACGUACAAGUACAUCUUUGACAAUUGCCAUGAACUCUAUUCCCAACUAAUAGACCAGGUAGGCAGGAGUAAAAAAACUGUUUUGGAAACUAUUAGCUUUGCAGAAGUCACCAGGUUUCCUCAAGAACUGAACAUGGGAAAAAUAAGUGCUGAAAUUAUGUGGACCCUUUUUGCUCAGGACAUGAACUAUGCAUUGGAAGAACAUGAGAAGCAGCGGUUAUGCAAGAGCACUGAUUAUAUGAAUUUGCAUUUCAAAGUGAAAUGGUUUUAUAAUGAAUAUGUGCGGGAACUUCCUGCCUUCAAGGAUGCAGUUCCUGAAUACUCCUUGUGGUUCGAGCCUUUUGUCAUGCAGUGGCUAGAUGAAAAUGAAGACCUGUCAAUGGAGUUCCUCUAUGGAGCACUGGGAAGGGACAAAAAAGACGGAUUCCAGCAGACAUCCGAUCACGCCCUCUUCUCUUGUUCUGUGGUUGAUGUCUUUGCUCAGCUUAAUCAGAGUUUUGAGAUUAUUAAGAAACUGGAAUGCCCUAAUCCUGAAGCAUUAUCUCACUUAAUGAGAAGAUUUGCAAAGACUAUCAAUAAAGUACUGCUUCAGUAUGCUGCAAUUGUAUCAAAUGACUUCAGUUCAUAUUGUGAUAAAGAAAGUGUGCCCUGUAUAUUGAUGAACAAUAUUCAACAAUUACGGGUCCAGCUGGAAAAAAUGUUUGAAUCCAUGGGAGGGAAAGAGCUAGAUCCUGAAGCUAGUGGGAUCCUGAAAGAACUUCAAGUUAAACUCAGUGGGGUUCUAGAUGAGCUCAGUGUCACUUACGGUGAAAGUUUCCAGCUAAUCAUUGAAGAGUGUAUAAAACAGAUGAGUUUUGAAUUAAAUCAAAUGAGAACAAAUGGAAAUAGUUCAUCGAAUAAGAACAGUGCAGGAAUGGAUGCAGAGAUUGUAUUAAGACCUCUCAUGGAUUUCUUGGACAAAAUAUUAAGUCUCUCAGCAAAAAUCUGUGAGAAAACAGUACUGAAGAGAGUUUUGAAAGAGCUGUGGAAGCUAGUUCUUAACAAAAUAGAAAAACAAAUUGUUCUCCCUCCUCUAACUGAUCAAACAGGACCCCAGAUGAUUUUCAUUGCAGCUAAAGAUCUUGGACAAUUAUCCAAACUGAAGGAGCACAUGAUUCGAGAGGAUGCCAAGGGUCUGACGCCAAGACAGUGUACUGUAAUGGAGGUGGUCCUGGCUACCAUCAAGCAAUACUUUCAUGCGGGAGGAAAUGGCCUGAAAAAGAAUUUCUUGGAGAAAAGCCCAGAUCUUCAGUCUCUGAGAUAUGCUCUCAGUCUUUAUACCCAAACUACUGAUGCCUUGAUAAGGAAAUUCAUAGACACUCAAAUCUCACAGAGUCGCCCCUCCAAAGAUUCAGUGGGUCAGAUUUCUGUUCACGUGGACAUCACUACCACCCCAGGAACUGGAGAACAUAAAGUUACUGUAAAAGUGAUUGCUAUUAAUGACCUUAACUGGCAGACCACUGCAAUGUUCCGCCCCUUUGUGGAGGUUUGCAUGCUGGGACCCAACCUUGGAGACAAGAAGAGAAAACAAGGCACAAAGACAAAAAGCAACACGUGGUCACCAAAGUACAAUGAAACCUUUCAGUUCAUUCUGAGUCAUGAAAACCGCCCAGGGGCCUACGAACUUCAUCUCUCAGUUAAGGAUUACUGCUUUGCUCGAGAAGAUCGAAUUAUCGGAAUGACAGUUAUUCAGCUACAAAAUAUAGCAGAAAAGGGAAGCUAUGGGGCAUGGUAUCCUCUUUUGAAAAAUGUCACUAUUGAUGAAACUGGUUUGACUAUCCUUAGAAUACUCUCUCAGAGGACCAGCGAUGAUGUGGCUAAAGAAUUUGUAAGACUUAAAUCUGAAACGAGAUCUGCUGAAGAGAGUGCUUGAGACCAGUGCUUCAAGAUAUCAUCUCUGAGGAUUCAUAAACUCUAACUGUUUGACUACUGCAUGCAUGUGCAGAUAAUGGGAAUGUUUCUUUUACUAUGUUUCAGUGUUUGCCAGUACUCAAGUACAAUGUCUACAAGGUAUGUGAAAAACCUGCUGAACUUUUAUACCAAUUCUGGUCUUUGGGAAAUAAAUGUUCCAUGAAGUGCCAAAAUUAUGAUGUAAAGUGAAACAUCCAGAAUAUCUUUAAAAAUGUUUCAUUUCAUUACCAAUUCCUCACCCAUUAAACAAACUAAAAAACAGUUCGUCUUUUGAGUUUGUCUACUAGUUGUCUUUGUUAAAUUAGUUUAUAUCACCCACAUAUCAGAAAGCAUUUGUUACUCAAAUUCUGUUUUAUUUAGACUUACCUCAUUGUAAAUGUCUGACAAAUACCCUUUUCUAUCAUAACUAGAAAUAGUGUCACUUCUAGAAAGCAUUUGUAAUUUUAUAGUUGCAGAUAUAUUAUGAUGAUUUUUGCAUACAAAUUAAAAUAGAAAAGGUGGGAAAUAUUUUAUGCCGACCAGUCUCCAACCUUUCUGAAAUAUCACUGUGAAGAAAUGCUGUUAAAGCAAACUUAAAUGAAGCAAUGCUAAAUAGAGUUUAUUAACAAUGUUUGAUAUAUUGACAAACUUUGUUCUUUAAAACUGCCAAGGUUACAUCACAUUUCUAAAAGUAAGUUGAUACAUUUGCCAUCUACCAUUAUUUCUUGGCUUUAUCAAAUUUCAUUCUUUAGAAAGUCAUAGGAUUAAGGGGUUAGAAAUGUGAUAGAAGGUUUGUUUCUUAAAAUUACCUAUGAUAAGUAACUAUACUGUUAGUGUUUUCCCUCUGACAGUUAUGACUAGCUCCUUAUUUACUUAGCACUAUAAUUAGUUAAGUGUUUUCCUUUCAAAAAUAUUCAAUGAUUUGUACUGAAUGCACCAUUACUUGUAUUGCACUGGAGCAAAAAGUCAUGUCUUCAUCUAUUUAAUGAAAAAAUGUAAAAUACAGUCUAAAGAAAUUGCUUACAGUUUUGUAAUUUAUGUUGUUUUUAAGCCCAAGAUACAUCAGAUGCAGUAGGAAAGCAACUUAAUACAGCUUCAUACAUAAAAUAUAACUAGGUUGGAUUUUGAAUAUGAAAUAGUUUAUGAGUAUUUACAUUUUCUGUGUUUUUAUGGUUUUACUUUUUAAAGUCUAUAUCUAAUUACCUGGCUGUAGAACAGUACUUUGUAACUUAUGGUCAUAACUGUUAGUGGACAACAUACACAAGCAGAAACAAGAAAUUGUUACAAUGAUUAUGUUUUGUGAACAAGCUUGUCUGAUGUGUUAAGAACAGAAAUGAAUAGCACCAUGACUCUCAGAACCAUUCUGUUACUGGGUGUGAAAACACAGACGAGCGAGAUCUACUAAUUCAUGUUAAAUUGAUAGGCAAUUGCUUUGUUAAUGACUUCUCCAAAUGCACAGUACAAUGCGAUCCUCUGGCAUAUGCAUUAAUAAAUGGAUGUAUAUUGAG
Molecule: messenger RNA, 8990 nt
Organism: Manis javanica (Malayan pangolin)
Lineage: Eukaryota; Metazoa; Chordata; Mammalia; Pholidota; Manidae
Source: RefSeq, a predicted model, not a curated record